Messenger RNA from Owenia fusiformis, 1776 nucleotides. The record is from the annotation of a GenBank genome assembly. Lineage: Eukaryota; Metazoa; Annelida; Polychaeta; Sabellida; Oweniidae.
ACGCAAUACACCACCUGGUGGCGGGAAAAUGGAACCGAAGAAAAAAGUAAAAGUGAAGUUUGUGUGCGACGAUGAGGUGGUAGAGCAUAUUAUUCACAUUAAGGACAGUUCUAAACAUGGCAAACAGGGUCGUAAAGCUAAAGCUAAAAAGGUUACAUACAAGAUACCAUCUGACAGUGACCAUGAUGACACAGAUGAUGAUGAAGACAAAGAAGUGUACAGACCAUCAGAAAUUUUAUCAGGGCAGAGUGAAGGGUUGGCAGGUGGAGACCUCUAUACUUUCCACACCCCAAAGAAAUCUGGGCUUAUGACUGAGAAAGCCCUAGCUGCUACCAAGGCAACCACCCCUGCAUCUCGAAAUACUCCUAGUAAAGGAAAAGCAAAAGGUCAGGGAACUCCCAUGCCAAAGAAGAAAACUGGCAAAGACAGACAGAACAGGCCCAUUGAGGCUACAACACCCUACAGACUCCGUAAGCGCAAUGAAACAAAUGCUGAUUCAUCAGAUGAAAGCAUUGCCAGUGACAGUGACUCUGAGAGUGUUGCAAGCAGCACCAGUUCUGUAUCUAUAUCUGUGAAACAAGAACUUGCAAAACGCAUCAGUAGAAAGUCAAAGGGAGAAGAUCUGACAACCAUGGUUGAAGAUUACUUCAUCGCCCAAAAUGUUGCAGCUGUUACGUCAGACCGCACUCUGUCUAAGCUUGACACACCCAGAAUGGACCAGGCAGCCUUGCAGGAUGCACUGAGUGGUGUCACAGCAUCACAUAAAUCUCAGAGAGAGGAAUUACAUCGUGAACACACCAGUUUGUUCAACAAAUGGAUGCUUCAGAUGUGCAAUGGAUACAAUCUCCUGCUAUAUGGAGUAGGCUCAAAGCGAUCUCUAAUAGAGGAACUCAGGACUACCCUUCUCAAGGGAUUCUCUCAUCUGGUUGUCAAUGGGUACUUUCCUAGUCUCACUUUGAAACAUAUUUUAAACAGCAUUACUGAAGAUAUUUUGGAUCACAGAGGAAACUUUCGAAGCCCAAUGGAUCAGUAUGAAUUUAUAAAAGACCACUUUGAAACUGGAGAUCACGAAGACCUCUAUUUAAUAGUACACAAUAUUGAUGGUGCUAUGUUGCGUGCUGAAAAAGUGCAGGCAGUUCUCAGUCUACUGGCCCAGAUUCAGGGUUUCCAUAUCAUUGCAUCAAUAGAUCAUAUAAAUGCACCAUUAAUCUGGGACCAAAGAAAAUCUAGUGGCUUCAAUUGGUUGUGGUAUGAUGUCACAACAUUUGAGCCAUACAUAGAGGAGACUUCAUAUGAGAACUCUUUAUUAGUGCAACAAUCGGGUGUCCUGGCUCUGAGCUCUCUCACCCAUGUUAUGAGGAGUCUUACCCCGAAUGCUAAGGGAAUCUUUCUCUUGCUGGUCAGAUAUCAACUUGACAAUAAAGACAAUCCUCAGUAUUCAGGCAUGUCAUUUCAAGAUCUCUAUCAGAAGUGCAGAGAAGCUUUCUUAGUGAACAGUGACCAGACUCUUAACACUCAACUUGUAGAGUUCAAGGACCACAAACUUAUCAGAUCUAAAAAGAACUAUGAUGGUGUUGAGCAAUUGAUGAUUCCACUUGAUGCUGCUACACUCAAUGAAUUCCUUGACCAACAGGAUGAUGCUUCAUAGAAAACAUAAGGCCCUUUAAAUACAUGUGUAUUUCUAAAGAAAACCAAUUUCUAAUCAGCAUACAGGUUGAGCCAAAAAAAGGUAACUCAAACACAUGUAUGUUGAUAACUCAAUCAUUCAGCAUGGGU